AUGGCAGAUCGUGUGCUUAAUGAUGACAUUCAAUUCAUGUUCCAUUGGAGUACCCCACAGACAUGUUUACGACACUAUGCAGCCACGCAGCCAGAUACAUGCAAGGCUCUGGGUAAGCCAAUAACCAGCUACAUACUUUGGUACUAUCGAAAAGAUGCAUAUGUCGCAUACUCUUUGGGUCACCGGUGAUCAAGUUUAUCUAUCCAUGGCUCUUGGGCAGAGCAGUUCCACUGGAUAUCGGGAAGAGUGA
Messenger RNA from Hymenoscyphus albidus, 250 nucleotides. The record is from the annotation of a GenBank genome assembly. NCBI's taxonomy places the organism in Eukaryota, Fungi, Ascomycota, Leotiomycetes, Helotiales, Helotiaceae.